AUGCCGCCGUCAACGGACACAACGGCGGACAUCUACCUCCUGACGCUCCCCGCCGUUUUUGGCUUGGUGCUGCCCUUCGUUGCUGCGAUCGGCUUCUACCAGUGCAUAUCGUACAGCCGUGCGAAAGCCAUCUACGAGAAGCGCAUCUUCGUCAUGCAGAAGAAACUUCGCCACCGACUGCGCCACUGCGAGGCGGCGGGUGUCGUUACACGACAUCACAAGGUGCGCAAGCACGGCUUCAAGGGCUUGCCCGAGCUCUCUAGCGAUGACGACGACCACACCAGUCACGGCAACAGCCCCGGGAGGGAGAACCACAACGCGCCCAGCGACUCACGGACGUCUGAUCAAUCAAACUGGCAGAGGCCCACCCACCGCAGCGGUGAAUCAUGCCCCUCCUUCGUGCUAGAAGACGUGAGUAUGUUGGAGAGUGAGGAAGGGGACUCUGACGAUUCGUGGUGA
This is a messenger RNA of Leishmania mexicana MHOM/GT/2001/U1103, 459 nucleotides long. RefSeq lists its product as hypothetical. Lineage: Eukaryota; Euglenozoa; Kinetoplastea; Trypanosomatida; Trypanosomatidae. The coding region runs from base 1 to 459 and encodes 152 amino acids. The transcript has a single exon. The record is from RefSeq and is a predicted model, not a curated record.